Colletotrichum truncatum is the source of this 1230-nucleotide messenger RNA. RefSeq names its product extracellular exo-polygalacturonase. Gene Ontology annotation, biological process: carbohydrate metabolic process. Gene Ontology annotation, molecular function: polygalacturonase activity. The record is from RefSeq and is a predicted model, not a curated record. NCBI's taxonomy places the organism in Eukaryota, Fungi, Ascomycota, Sordariomycetes, Glomerellales, Glomerellaceae.
AUGGUUUACUUACUACCACUUAUACUGAGUUGUGCCAUCAGCGUAGCGGCAGGCGAUGCGUUGCUGCCAUCUCAUGACCGGAACCCAGGAGGCGUAUUUCAGAGGGCGUCUUGCACUCCCACAACUGCAAACUCUCCGUCAAGUGACGAUGUACCAUCCAUUGUCGAUGCCUUCAAGAAAUGCGGCAAUGGGGGCACCAUAACUAUUCCAAAAGGCACCACCUACAUUAUCGGCUCAGUGCUCAACUUUGAAGGGUGCAGCAACUGCGACUUCCAACUCGAGGGCACUCUGAAGGUGUCAGAAAACUUCACUUACUGGAACGGCAAGCAAUCCAUCAUCAACAUCAAGAACAUUAACGGCGCUAAAAUCCGGAGCCUCAGCGGCGCAGGCGUCAUCGACGGCAACGGCCAAGGCUCCUGGGACAAAUUUGCAACUGACAAAACAUACGACCGCCCGACUCUUCUGUACAUUACCGGAUCGUCAAACAUUGAGGUUUCUGGAAUUGCGGUCAAGGAUCCUCCUUCGUUUGGUCUUUCGGCGGCUGGAGGUUCCACAAACGUUGCGUUUUCCGAUAUCUCGCUGUCGGCCUUCUCCAAGUCAUCCAACCUCCCCAAGAACACUGAUGGCUUCGAUAUCGGCCCGGCGUCUCAAGUCAGGCUUCAAAACAUCACAGUAAACAAUGACGACGACUGCGUAGCGUUAAAGGCCGGUGCCAACUUCGUCGAAAUUCGCAACAUCACUUGUUCUGGUAGCCAUGGCCUCAGCAUCGGAAGCCUGGGCAAGAGCGCUGGCAGCACAGACUUUGUCAAGAACGUGUAUAUCGGCAACGCAAUCAUGAAAAAGUCAACCAAGGCCGCGGGCAUCAAGGUGUACCCUGGUGGGAGUACACAUGGCGUCGCGACUGUGAGCAACGUCACUUGGGACGGUGUAGUUGUCGACCAAAGCGACUAUGCGUUCCAGGUUCAGACUUGCUAUGGGGAAACCGCAGAAUUUUGUACUUCCAAUCCGCCAACUGCACAGAUAACCGACAUCACGGUGAAGAACUUUUCUGGAACUACUUCUCCCAAGUAUAAGGGGGUGACGGCAAACAUUAACUGCCCUGUCAAGGGAUCUUGCAACAUCAAAUUCGUCGACUGGAAGGUUAAGCCAAGUAGCGGGACUGCCACAGUCGCUUGCGCGAACUCUAGCGGUGUCACUGGUGUGACGUGUUCUCCUGGGGCUUCGGGUUAG